Messenger RNA from Protopolystoma xenopodis, 261 nucleotides. The record is from the annotation of a GenBank genome assembly. NCBI's taxonomy places the organism in Eukaryota, Metazoa, Platyhelminthes, Monogenea, Polystomatidea, Polystomatidae.
AUGAGUGUCGCCGCUGCUAUGCGACUGCAGGAGCACGCAACGGUGGCUGCAGCAACAGUGGUUGCCAUGGAUGAUGCUCCUUUAUAUCAUCAGCAUCAUUAUCAAGCACAGGUGUCAAACUCACCAGGUUCAGGUGGUAUUAAGCAAAAACGUCAACUCAGUAAAUCCCAAUCUGGAGCCGAGGCGCCCAACUCUCCUGUACCCUCGACUGAAAUAGCGCCGGUUGGAAGUUCGUCAAUUACUUUCAAGACUUUAGCUUAA